AUGGGUAAGUCAGGAAAGGGAACAGGGUCAUUCGGUCUCUGUAACAGCACUACCCACACUCUGUGCCUCAGAUGCGGAAACCGCUCGUUUCAUAGUACGAAAAAAAGAUGCGCCUCGUGCGGAUACCCUGAUGCAAAGACCCGCCACUAUAACUGGUCGUUCAAGGCAAAGAGAAGGAAAACAGUGGGAACGGGAAGAUGCAGAUACCUGAAGACAAUGCCAAGGCGCUUUAAGAACAAGUUCCGCGAAGGAACGAAACCACCCUCCAAAAAGUGA
This is a messenger RNA of Theileria orientalis strain Shintoku, 276 nucleotides long. RefSeq names its product 60S ribosomal protein L37. Gene Ontology annotation, biological process: translation. Bases 1 to 276 code for a protein of 91 amino acids. The record is from RefSeq and is a predicted model, not a curated record. Gene Ontology annotation, molecular function: RNA binding; structural constituent of ribosome. Lineage: Eukaryota; Apicomplexa; Aconoidasida; Piroplasmida; Theileriidae. The transcript is spliced from 2 exons. Gene Ontology annotation, cellular component: ribosome; cytosolic large ribosomal subunit.